GCGGAAAUUUGGGCAGACAUUUGGGUGUGACAAGGUUAGACUUCAUCAACAUCGGGAACGUAUAAAAGCAUCAACUAUUCUUGUGGUUGGUAUCAGUUGAACUUAUUCUUCAGCCGAAUUUAAAACCAAAAUGAACUCCUUCGCCGCCGUUGUCUUCUUCGCUGCUUUGGCUGCUGCCAAUGCCGGUUUGAUCGCCCCCUUGGCCUACUCUGCCAUCCCAACCGGACACAUUGUGCAAGGACCAAGCUCAAGAACCACCGUCGUAGGCCCAGACGGUAGCGCAAUCUCCUCUGUAGCUCCAGGAGGUACCAUCAUCACCGACCACGAUGCCACCAUUGUUGCCCAAGCUGCUCCAGCUGCCGUUAUCGCUCCUGCUGCCAGGCUCGCUGUUGCUCACGCUCCUCUUGUAGCUGCUCACUCUUCAUUGAUCGCCUCUCCAGCCAUCACCACCUAUGCUGCUCAAUCUCCAGUCUGGGCUCAUCAAGCUCCAGUCUGGGCUCAUCAAGCUAUCGGCGUACCAGCCAUCGCAAGAGUAGCUGCUGAGAACACCGUUGUUGCUGGACCUUCUGGCACCAUCAGCCAAACCAGAGCUAUUGACGCUGCUCCCCAUGUUACCGUUUGGUAGAUUGUGAUGGUUUCAUUGUAGAUAAUGUAGUUUAAAUUUUGUGAUAUAUUGUUCUUUUUGAUGUUUUUAUUUACCGAAUGUUUUCACCGAUUUUUCUACUUUUAUUUUUUGAUUAAAGUUCCGAAUUUUUAUUGAUCAGUGAUCCGCUAUUGUAGAAUCGAAAAACCGAAUAAAAGCAGCAAAAUUCUCGAAA
This is a messenger RNA of Harmonia axyridis, 818 nucleotides long. RefSeq names its product pupal cuticle protein G1A-like. The record is from RefSeq and is a predicted model, not a curated record. The coding region runs from base 131 to 625 and encodes 164 amino acids. Lineage: Eukaryota; Metazoa; Arthropoda; Insecta; Coleoptera; Coccinellidae. The transcript has 2 exons.